Fundulus heteroclitus (mummichog) is the source of this 1063-nucleotide messenger RNA. RefSeq names its product biliverdin reductase A (gene blvra). The record is from RefSeq and is a predicted model, not a curated record. The coding region runs from base 152 to 790 and encodes 212 amino acids. Gene Ontology annotation, biological process: heme catabolic process. Lineage: Eukaryota; Metazoa; Chordata; Actinopteri; Cyprinodontiformes; Fundulidae. Gene Ontology annotation, molecular function: zinc ion binding; biliverdin reductase [NAD(P)H] activity; nucleotide binding. The transcript has 6 exons.
AGCCUGUGACAAGCCACGCCUUUGUUAUCUAACCUCAACCGGCAUAUUCGGCACUCCUAAAGUCAACUGACUAGUUUACUGCCUCUGGAGGAAACAAGGAGGCGAGAUCUUCAUAUUUUAUAUCUGACGACUUCUAUUAAAUAUAAACAGUAUGUUCGGGGCAGUGGUGGUUGGUGUUGGUAUAGCUGGUGGUGUGCGGAUAAGAGACAUGUUAAACCCGCUACCUGGCAGUGGUGCAGAGAAGCUGGUUGUCCGAGGAUUUAUUUCCAGAAGAAAUCUCAGUACUCUUGAAGAUGUGAAUCAGAUCUCAGUAGAGGAGGCCAUGAACAGAAAAGACAUCCGUGUUGCAUUCAUCUGUACUGAGAAUGAUGCUCACGAAGACUUUGUCAGGAUGUUUCUGGAAGCAGGGAAACACGUCUGUGUCGAGUAUCCCAUGACCCUGUCCUACAAGACUGCUGUUGAACUUUGGGUUUUAGCCCAGACAAAAGGCUUGAUUCUACAUGAGGAACACAUUGAGCUGCUGACAGAAGAUUACAAACAGCUGAAGAAAGAAGUAGCUGGGAAAGUUCUGCUGGAAGGUUCUCUUCAUUUUACUGGUGGAAGUCUAAAGCCUGGAUUUGGAUUUCCAGCCUUCAGUGGAAUCGCUCGCCUUUGUUGGCUGGUUGACUUGUUUGGUGAGCUUUCAGUAACAGGUGCAAACUUUGAACAGGACGCUGGAAAAGGCUACAGCAAGAUGACGGCACAGCUUCUCACUUCUGACAACAGGUUAAUCAUCAUCCUAUUCUCUUAAAGCUAUAGUUGGUAACCCUGUUCAGAAACACUUUUCGUUAUACUUUAUGUAUACAUUAUGUAUGCAGAAAAAGGAGGUUAAAGUUUUGAGCUAUUUGAAAGCUGCAGGACUGUAAAAACUGUGACCAAUCCCUGCCAUUCAAUACUUCAAAGAGGGACUUUGAUUUCCAGAAAAAUUGCUGACUUUGAAGCAAUGUUUGCAACAGACAUAUGUCAUUACAUAUGUUCUGUUUUUAACAUUUAACUUCACCUUCUUCCAGCCUUCCUUUAAAUA